GUCUAACACUAAUCGAUCAUUCGAUCGCCUCUUUAUAUGUUCGAGGAAAACUUACAGAAAACACAUAAUAUUAUUAUUAUCGUGGUAACGUACGUUUUGAAUUGUUUCUGUAUGUCACUCGUGUCGCGGUUUUUAUUUUUCUCUUAAAAACAAUAAAUAUAACUCGUCGAGUGCGCCAUAAUAUGCUUGCUGCAGCCGUUUAGGUACAUCGUGUGCACAAAAAUUGGAGUGUGUUUCUGUGUCGUGUUCCCGACCUUUGCGCUUCAAUUGCACAUUAUAAUAAUAAUAAUUGUUUAUAUUAUAUCUGCCGCCGCUGUUCACAAUCGAAUUACAUCGAAUUUUAUCCAACGCGUAACGCACUGAAACCCGCGUUGCGCUCAUACGGCGCCUUGCAGCAUCCGAGGCAUCACGUGCAGCUCAUCGUCGUCAAAACGAAAAUCUAACGACCUGUUUUAUAACAACGACAACCAUGUGUGCGUAAACAUAACAUAUGUCGUGAUAAAUAGUGUCUCGUAGUGUAUUCUCAUUUCUCGUACGGUAAUAGUUUAAUAUAUUAUAAAAUAUUGCCAGUGUGCUAAUCGCGUUUUUCGGGAGUCCUUCGGGAUUUCGACCGUGUGCGCGCGCGUUGCGGGCGCGAGACGAGCGGGAAUAACAUUUUGCGAUAUUCGGCAACGCGCGUACUGUUAUACGGCUGAAUAAUCAGCAGUAGUUGUUAUAUCCACGAAAGAUCUCGUCCGUGUGUGGACUUUUGAAAUUCGUCGUCUUUAUAUAUCCCUUUGUAACCCCCGAAAACCGUACGACGCAGUCAUGUUCAACAACACGAGCAAUCUACUGCUGCAGACCAUGUUGUACUUGGCGCAGACGGACAACAUCACGUUCCCGUUGAACUACACCGCGGACGCCAACAACGUCAUUUUAGAAGGCGACAAUGUGGAGGUCAAGUGUUACGGCGAGUACGGUUGUUUCUCGGUGGCCGGCCCGUGGCAGGACGUCUCCUCAAGGCCGGUGAACGUGUUCCCGGAAAAACCGGAAAAGAUCGCGCCUAAGUACUGUCUGUACACGCGCAAUAACAGGAACGCAUGCCAAUACCUGAACCACAAGGACCGAAAAUCGGUGAUCACGUCUCACGUGAUCCCGUCGAUGCCCACGUACUUCAUCACGCACGGGUUCUUGGAGGGCGGCGACAGGCCGUGGCUGAAGGAAAUAGCCCGACAGAUCCUGCGACGGUACGAUGCCAACGUGAUAAUCAUCGACUGGGAAGAGGGCUCGGGGUCACCGUACACACAGGCCGUGGCCAACAUACGGAUGGUGGGCAGGAUAACAGCACACCUAAUAAACGUGAUACGAAUGGAACUCGGAUUAAAUGUCGGCAAUGUUCAUCUAAUCGGUCAUAGUUUAGGAUCGCAUCUCUGUGGUUACGUCGGAAGCGUACUGAAGACGAACUUUGGCGUGACGGUGGGUCGAAUUACUGGUCUAGACCCGGCUGAGCCCCACUUCAGCCAGACUGACCCAAUGGUGAGGUUAGAUCCUUCGGACGCCAUGUACGUGGACAUCAUACACACCGAUUCCAAGCCGUUUAUAAAAGGAGGCGAAUUAAGUCUGGGAAUGAGUGUACCGAUUGGGCAUUUAGAUUUUUAUCCAAAUGGAGGAGAAAAUCAACCGGGGUGUAAUCAGGGUAUGAUGAAGUAUAUUAACCGCGAAAACGGUAGUUUCUAUCAAGGCAUGAGAAGAUUCCUGGCUUGCGAUCAUGUCAGAGCCCACGAAUAUUUUAACGAAUCCGUGAACACGCUUUGCAACUUUGUAGCAAUUGAAUGCGAUUCUUAUGAAGAAUUCUUAAGUGGAGAAUGUUUUUCAUGUUUGAGCGAUACGAACCCUGAUGGUAAAAUCUGUGCAGAAAUGGGGAUGCGAUCGUUGGGCCACUGGAAAAAAUAUGCCGCCACUAUUGCCAGUUCCAUUGAUCCUACUAAUGCAUCGCCACACAUACGUUUGUACUCACUCACGAACGGAGAAUCGCCAUUUUGUACGUACUUGUACCGAGUGACGUUGAAUUUGGCUAAUUCGCAAUUGAGCAAAGACCAUGGUGGUGAAGUAGGACAUUUUUUGGUGCAACUUGAAGGAACUGAAUCGAGGUCUAAACUUUUGAACGUAUUCAAGGAACAACAUUACAAACCGGGCAGUGUCCACCGUCGGGUGUUUGGGUCCAGUAAUGUGGGUUCCAUCAAAUCUGUACUAUUGGUUUGGAACCACUCGACCACGAUGAAUAUACUAACUUGGAGAUUCGAAGCGCCGGUCAUCUACGUUGAAUCGCUGACUAUCGAGGCGUUCAACGGCGGCCAAAAACUAAAACUAUGUCCACCGAAAUUAAUAGCUUUAGAAGCCGGCCUAUCGUUUAGAAUGAUUCCGUGUUAACACCACAUUAACACUAUUUACAAUAGGUUGAGGACGAUUUUAUUUAUAUGUAUAUGAAAUGCAGAUAUCAUUAAACAAUACUUAUUUACCUGUUUAUUUUUAUUCAAACGGAACUAUAUUUUUAAUUUUAUCGCUUGUAAAAUGUGUACCAAAAUGUUAUGUUUAUUUAAGUUUAAGGUAUAUUCUCAUUUUUACAUAUAACUGUAUAAUAUUUUAACUUAUAAGCAAUUCCUGAUGCACUAUUAUUAUUAUUUAGAUUAUUCUUUUUAAAAAAAAAAUUUAGGAGUACCUAUCUACCUAUGUUAUAUGUUAUGUACAAUAUCAUUAUGAAUGUAUAUUAUUAUUUAUUUAUGUCUUUAUUUGUUACAUUUUUUAGAUUCUGAGUGAAACGAUGAAUGUAUUGAUUUU
Acyrthosiphon pisum (pea aphid) is the source of this 2817-nucleotide messenger RNA. Its product is annotated as pancreatic triacylglycerol lipase. Gene Ontology annotation, biological process: lipid catabolic process. The record is from RefSeq and is a predicted model, not a curated record. The transcript has 9 exons. NCBI's taxonomy places the organism in Eukaryota, Metazoa, Arthropoda, Insecta, Hemiptera, Aphididae. The coding region runs from base 808 to 2409 and encodes 533 amino acids. Gene Ontology annotation, molecular function: triacylglycerol lipase activity; protein binding.